AUGGUGACCGGGAGAUAUAUCACCGAUUUAUCUCGAGAACUCCUAGUAGAGAAAGAGGCAGCGUCGAAAACGUUGAAUCCGGCGCUCAUGCUCAAGCCGUUCACAUGGCAGGCGUGGCUCGCAUUUCUCGCCCUCACGACGUUUCACUCGCUGUGCUACUACUAUCUCGAGUUCGAUCACUUCAAGGAAGAGAUUCCUAGUGUUUUGGAGGGUGUACUCACGUCAUGGUGGCUCUCUUGGGAGCGCUUCACUUCAGGUUUAGAUGCCGAGCCGCGCUCGCCGCACGCAAAGGCGCUGCAAGUCAUCUGGGGGAUGUGUACCUUGUGCUUUACCGCCCUAUACACGGCCUCGCUCGCGGCGCUCAUCAUCGAGGUCUCUGUGAGUAAUUCGGCUAUCAAUAGCAUGAGCGAUCUUCAGAUGGUUGGAGGUAGAGUCGCGAUCUUCACGGGCGAUCCGCUCAAGACGCAGCUUCAGACUUCAUAUCCGUGGCUGACCAUGGUCGAGGUCCCUCUCGCAACUAUCCGAGCCACGACAAACAUAAAAUCCUUCCUCACUCAAAAUGGUGUCCAGGCGAUGCUCAUUCCGCACGUGUAUGCGUACGAGCUUGAACAGGCGCAGUCGGAUUGCGGUAUGACAAUAGUCGCAAAUGCACUCAAAGCUGGGGGCGGGUUUGCCACACACUACUCAGAGUGUGCCGAAAACCUUCACUGGGUCAUAGACACAACCUUGAUGGAGAUGGAAUUCGACGGGAAAAUGGAUCAAAUCACCCUGAGUUACACCCCAAUGAUGUGCCAGAACCAAGUCACCGCGUCCGAGGUGUCUUAUACGCUCGACAUUAACCAAACCUACGGUAUCAUCGCUGCAGGAGGAGUGUUGAUGCUCUUGGUUCUCACGCUCUCCGCUGGUCAUAAAAAACACGAAAAUCACAGACGGAGGAAGAGGGAGAUCCAACAUCGCCAGCAUCUCGAGGCAGUUCUUUCCGAGAUGGCUCCAGAAGAAGGCGAGAAUAAGAACGACUCCGGGAAAGACGCGGAAUCAAAAGAUAAUAACGCCUUGAGAAAUCGUCUUCAACAGGCGCGGGCAUCUUUUAGAAAAGGUACCUUUGGAAAGAGUCGAAAAGGAGGUGAUGUUAUGUUCUAA
Messenger RNA from Ostreococcus tauri, 1140 nucleotides. Its product is annotated as Ionotropic glutamate receptor. Gene Ontology annotation, molecular function: signaling receptor activity; ligand-gated monoatomic ion channel activity. Gene Ontology annotation, cellular component: plasma membrane. Bases 1 to 1140 code for a protein of 379 amino acids. The transcript has a single exon. Lineage: Eukaryota; Viridiplantae; Chlorophyta; Mamiellophyceae; Mamiellales; Bathycoccaceae. The record is from RefSeq and is a predicted model, not a curated record.